AGAACAAUCCCAGUCCAACUCAUUUUAAUGUACUCAGUAAUUCCAGGAAUUUAAGGUUUGAUAUUUUGAUAUUUUAUACACAAGCAUGUUAUGCAAAGUCACGGAAAAUAACUGUCUGUUCUGUUGAGGUGUUAUGAUCAAAUACACAACUAUUAUUUCAGCCAUAUUCCAUCUUUUUUAGAAGCUACAUUUAACUCUCUGUCUUCGGUGUAAUCUCAGAUGUGUGAGUGAUAGAGAGUGUAGAAAUGAAGGUCAUACCACAUGUUGCCUUUAACUGUUGCACUGCUGCACUGAGCCCAUCCCAUAGGCAGAUCCACCGCUAAUUAUGUGAAGGUUGGAAGCCCAGUGAAGAUAUCCACUUCGUCUCUGCCAUUCAUCUCACUUCAUUCGGAGCUACAAGUUGCUGUGGCGGAGGACAAGUGUACUUUCGCUCCAGGAGCCAGUCGUUUGCUGUCGGUCUUUGUUCGGGAGAGGGCAGGAUGUCUAACAACAUGGCCAAGAUUGCAGAUGCUCGAAAAACAGUAGAGCAGUUGAAACUGGAGGUCAACAUAGAGAGGAUGAUGGUAUCCAAAGCAGCAGCUGAACUGAUGGCCUACUGUGAAGCUCAUGCCAAAGAGGACCCGUUGGUGACUCCAGUGCCUUCAUCUGAGAACCCGUUUCGAGAGAAGAAAUUGUUCUGUGAAAUCCUAUAACUCUCUUGUGCAAAAUACACACACACACA
Haplochromis burtoni (Burton's mouthbrooder) is the source of this 721-nucleotide messenger RNA. It is a transcript of the gene gng8, whose product is annotated as guanine nucleotide binding protein (G protein), gamma 8. Bases 480 to 692 code for a protein of 70 amino acids. Gene Ontology annotation, molecular function: G-protein beta-subunit binding. Gene Ontology annotation, cellular component: heterotrimeric G-protein complex. Lineage: Eukaryota; Metazoa; Chordata; Actinopteri; Cichliformes; Cichlidae. The record is from RefSeq and is a predicted model, not a curated record. The transcript has 3 exons. Gene Ontology annotation, biological process: G protein-coupled receptor signaling pathway.